Molecule: messenger RNA, 7353 nt
Organism: Colletotrichum karsti
Lineage: Eukaryota; Fungi; Ascomycota; Sordariomycetes; Glomerellales; Glomerellaceae
Product: polyketide synthase
Exons: 9
Coding region: 1-7353 (2450 amino acids)
Biological process (GO): secondary metabolite biosynthetic process; fatty acid biosynthetic process
Molecular function (GO): 3-oxoacyl-[acyl-carrier-protein] synthase activity; oxidoreductase activity; fatty acid synthase activity
Source: RefSeq, a predicted model, not a curated record
AUGGCACCCUACAUGAGUCAUGUAUCCUCAGAGUUGAGCUCUCCUGUGGACAGCAUUCAAUCGCCUCGAGGAGCACCAGUAGAGCCAAUUGCCGUCAUUGGCAUGAGCUGCAAGUUCUCAGGAGAUGCUACAACUCCUCAGAAAUUAUGGCAACUAGUUCUCGAGGGAAGAGAUGGAUGGUCAACCAUUCCAAAGUCGAGGUUCAACUCAGAUGCAUUCUACAACAAGGACCAUGCAAAAACUGGAAUGUCCAAUGUAGUUGGCGGUCACUUCAUACAAGAUGACAUCUCCAAAUUUGACGCUUCCUUUUUCAACUUUACCGCAGAAAUUGCCAACGCAAUGGACCCUCAGAUUCGGUUGCUUCUCGAGUCUGUAUUUGAAACAUCUGAAAAUGCCGGUGUAUCUCUUCAAAGACUCGCAGGGAGCGAUACGUCUGUGUUCAUGGGCUCUUUCUCGAGAGACUAUCAUGAUAGCCUCAUGAGAGAUCCGGACACACUGCCACGAACCGCUCUCACUGGCAACGGUGUCGCGAUGAUGUCAAACAGAAUCUCUCAUUUCUUCGACCUUCGUGGUCCUAGUUUAACGACAGAUACGGGUUGCUCCGCGAGCUUGGCUGCCCUUCAUCUAGCGGUUCAGAGCAUUCGGAACGGAGAGUCUAGAAUGUCUAUCGUCGGGGCGUCGAAUCUGCUGCUAAAUCCCGACCCCUUUAUCGUUAUGUCAAGUCUUGGCGUUCUAGGAGCCGAUGGACGGUGUUUUGCUUGGGACAGCAGAGCCAAUGGAUACGGCCGAGGAGAAGGCAUUGCCACGCUCCUUCUCAAGCCGCUUCGUGAGGCUGUUGCGGAUGGUGAUCCAGUUCACGCAGUCAUCCGAGAGACUGCUAUCAAUCAGGAUGGUAAAACACCAACUAUUACUUCGCCGUCCGCAGAAGCGCAGGAGGAAUUGAUUCGGGCUUGUUAUCGACGAGCCGGUUUGGACCCUUCCAAGACAGCCUAUGUCGAGGCCCAUAUGACGGGCACACCCACAGGAGAUCCCAUCGAAGCCACUGCUAUCAGCCGGGUUUUCAGCAAGAGUCGCAGCAGUCAUGAUCCUGUUCUAGUCGGAUCGAUCAAAACCAAUCUAGGCCAUUUGGAGGCCUCCAGUGGAAUUGCAGGCGUGAUCAAGGCGAUCAUGAUGGUCAAGCAUGGAGUUAUUCCCCCGAGCUUGAACUACGAGAAGGCCAAUCCCAAGAUCGACAUGGAAGCUCUCAGAGUUAGAGUACCCCUAGUCACCCAAGAGUGGCCUCAGGGCAUGCCUCGCCGGAUUUCAGUCAAUAAUUACGGCUAUGGUGGCACCAAUGGUCAUGUCAUCAUCGACGGCCCGCAGGAGCAUCUUCAAAAUCUUCCUGAGCCGCCAGCUGGUUCAGAUGAGCCGCGUCUCUUUCCUCUCAGCAGCAAAGACUCAAGUGUCACUUCCCAGAUGGUGUCAGAUUUAAGAUCCUAUCUUGAGGGCAAGAAGUCCUCAGGCGACAAGGUUAAUUUUGACGAUCUUGCCCAUACGUUAAACAUGAGAAGGUCGCAGUUUCCCUGGAGAGUGGCAGUCUCGAGUCUCACUAGCCUGGACAACCUGAUGGACUCUCUCGAGGAUCCUGUCAAGAAGACGGUUUCACUCGCCAAGGAACCACCUCGCAUUGGUUUUGUUUUCAAUGGCCAAGGCGCUCAGUGGCAUGCCAUGGGACGUGAGCUCAUCUCAGCCUAUUCGACUUUCAGAAAGGCAGUCCUUCACGCCGACGUUGUCUUGGCGGACUACGGCGCUGACUGGUCCUUGAUCGACGAACUUCAGCGUGACGAGAAGACAACUCGAGUGAACGAGCCCAGGCUUAGCCAACCAGUCUGUGUCGCCCUUCAGAUCUGCCUAGUCGACUUGCUCAAGUCUUGGGGCAUCUACGCAAGUGCCGUAACAAGUCACUCCAGUGGAGAAAUAUCUGCCGCCUACGCCUCAGGAGCACUCACUUUUGAGGAGGCGCUCGGUGUGGCCUACUUCCGCGGCGUCCUCACUGAGAAGUACCACACAUCUUCCGCUGUCCCAGGGGGCAUGAUGGCUGUUGGACUUGGCUCGGAAGCAGCCUGGUCGUAUCUGGCCGAGCAUGGGGUUGACAAGGGCACCGUGACAGUUGCCUGUGUCAACAGCCCGUCUAGCGUGACGCUGUCUGGAGAUCUGGACGCGAUAGAGCGACUCGAGAAGCAAUUUGCCGAAGAACAGAUCUUCGCUCGCAAGCUGAAAGUCAAGUCUGCCUAUCACUCUCACCACAUGCUUCCCAUGGCCGAGGAGUAUCUCAAGACGUUGAAGGACAUCAUCCAGCCGAAGCUCAAGUGGAACAAGAUCGUCUACUCCUCUCCGGUAACGGGCGAUCUGAUUACCACCCCCGACAAGCUUGGGCCGCAACACUGGGUGAACAAUCUUUUGUGGCCAGUGCUUUUCUCUCAGUCAUUUGAGAAGAUGUGUGCUCCUGGAUCCGACGGUACCAGUCCGAAGGUGGAUUUCAUACUUGAGACCUUCCCUCUUAUCCUUGGAAUCACGCCACAAGCUUCUGGCAAGAAUCUCGACUCAACCUUGCACAUCGUCAGAGACCUCACGCCCUCUGAGCUUCCGUGGCUCCGGCAUCACUUGGUUCAAUCGGACAUCGUCUACCCUGGCGCUGGAGGCAUCACGAUGGCAAUUGAGGCUAUACGUCAGAUUUCAGGCUCUGCUGCAGACUCAAUCGAUGGGUAUCGCCUGAGAGACAUCCAAAUCAGCAAUGCCUUGGUCAUUCCAGACACUGAGAGUGGAAUCGAAGUCCAGUUGUCUCUGCACCCAUGUGAUAGCAAGAACCUGGAGCCUGGAUGGUAUGAGUUCUCGCUCAAGUCAGCCCGUGCUGAUGGUGAUUCAUGGACCGAACAUGUUCACGGAUACAUCUCAGAAAGAACAAAAACAACCACAGUUCUUCCUCUGAGUCAGCCUACCAACUCCUCCGAGUCUAUCCAGGACAAACACUUGCAGCCUAUGGAUGUCGAAGAACUAUUCAGCCGUCUUAGGAAGAUGGGACUUCACCAUGGGCCUACCUUCCAGAAUAUGCUCAGCAUCCAGUCGCAGGAGCAGGUGUCUGGUUCUAGAUUUCAAUUUCAAGUUGCGGACUCCAAUGCUGCAAGCGGUCAUGUUCUUCAUCCGACGACCUUGGACUCGGUCUUCCAGGGAGCCUAUUCGGCACUCCCCACAAACGCCUAUCAGAAUUCCAUGGUCAUGCCACGAUCUAUUCAAGAGAUAUUUGUCUCCAAGCUCAUCGACUCGGCUCCUGGAACCCAGUUUGACGCUCUUGCGACUGUGACUAAGGAAGACAGAUCAGGCUUCCAGUCAACAAUCACCACUCGCGCCACGCAAAGCUCAAAUGAGGUGCUUCUAGAAGUCAAAGGUCUCUUCUGCCAGGCUGUCGAUGGUUUGAACCCAGUGCAGGGCCCAGACGGAGCACCUAAACUCUUGUUCAAGAUGCUCUGGCACCCGGACAUGACCAUGAUGCCAGUGGAGAUGAUCAAAGAGCCGCUCAGAUUUCACGUCGACGCUCAUGAACUCUCUAUCAACAAGAAGCUAGUUCGUUCUGCAUGGCACUUCAUCCAAGACGCUAUUCAAGACAUCGGCUCAGACGAUCAGGCUCUGCUUGACAUGGAAUGGUAUCAUAAAUCGCUUUACGAUUGGAUGAAGUCCAACUACGACGCUGGGCUUGUCGGCACUCUUGCUCGUGGUAGUGCAUCUUGGGCUAAGGCCAGCAAGGGCAUGAAGCAUAUGCUAUUCGACGAAGUCUCGUCUCAGAGCGUCAAUGGCCGCCUCUUAUGUCGCAUCGGCCGGAACCUGUCAAAGAUCCUUCGGAAGCAGGUGGCACCUCUGGAAGUCAUGAUGGAAGGUAAUCUUCUCUAUGAAUUCUACGAGAAAGCCCUUCGCUGCAACCGAUCUUACGACCAAGUCCAGCAGCUUGUGCAUCUCUAUUCCAUGAAGACUCCGCGAGCAAAGGUUCUCGAGAUUGGGGGAGGCACCGGUGGGUGCACCGGUUCUGUUUUGAAGGGACUGUCUGACGACACUCCUGAUGGCAGCUAUCGCUUCUCAUCCUACACUUUCACUGACGUUUCUACCGGUUUCUUCGAGGCGGCUGCCAGGAAGUUCGCCGACUAUGGAAACAUGAUGAGCUUCAAGAAACUUGACAUUGAGGUGGAUCCCUCUGAGCAGUCAUUCAUACCUGGCUCCUACGACCUCAUCAUUGCUUGCCAGGUUCUCCACGCUACGAAGAACAUGGAAAAGACGAUGAAAAACGUUCGGAAGCUUCUCAAGCCCGAUGGGAAGCUCAUACUGGUCGAGACCACCAAAGACACAUUGGACGUCCAACUCAUCUUUGGAGCGUUGCCUGGUUGGUGGCUCGCAGAGGAGGCUGAACGUAAGGGUGGACCAAAUCUUACCGUUGACCACUGGAGCCGGGUGUUGAAGAACAGCGGAUUUUCGGGAAUCGACAUGGAGGUCCGCGACAUGGAAGAUGAUGCCAAUUACUCUUUCAGUGUCAUGACCUCCACUGCAACUUCACCACACUCUUUCCCGUCUGAAGUUUCUAUCCUCUGCCCUACAGAGAAGGUCCCAGUUCCAUGGAUGGAUGGUCUACAGGCUGCGAUUCAAGCGAAGACCGGCGCUUCAACGCUUCUCGAAGACUGGAAGAAGAUCGAUGCCACCGACAAAGUGUGCAUUAUGCUCGUCGAAAUGGUCGUCCCUCUGCUGAGCCGUCUCGCGAAAGCAGAGUUUGAGACUAUCCAACGUCUCUUGACCACCGCUCGGGGUAUUCUGUGGGUCACAAGAGCGAGCCUCACCAAGGGUCUUGAGCCAGAUAUGGCCUUGCACUCUGGGCUUCUUCGAACCCUUCGGAUGGAAGACGCCGGACGGCGAUACGUUUCUCUCGACCUCGAAACGACAGAAUCAGUCUGGGCUGAAAAGAAUACCGACUUCAUUGCAGAUGUCUUCAGUGCUUCGUUCGACUUCGCACGGAGUUCUCAAGACAUUGACACGGAGUAUGCUGUCCAGCAUUCGCUGCUUCAUGUGUCACGCAUCUACAAUGACGAUACCGAGAACAAAGCUCUCAGUCCGGAAGACGCCAUACCACACCUGGAGAUCCGAGAGUUCGCGACCAAAGAUUCAGGCACUGCCCUUCAAAUGGAGGUUGGAACUCCUGGUCUCCUCGACACCCUGCGUUUCCAUGAGGUCGACCGGGAUGGAUCUUCUCUUGCACCAGACCAAAUUGAGAUCGAACCACGCGCCUUUGGUCUCAACUUUAGAGACGUCUUGGUUGCUCUUGGCCAACUCGAUGAAACCAUCAUGGGAUAUGAGUGCAGUGGCGUUGUCACUAGACUCGGCUCAGACGCCCUAAAAGAGAGUGGUUUGAAGGUUGGCGACCGUGUUUGUGCCAUUCUUCGCGGGCACUGGGCGACCAGAGUUUCCAUCAACUGGCCAUGUGCCGUUCGCAUCCCAGACGACAUGUCAUUUGAGGAUGCUGCGUCAAUUCCUAUGGUCUUUGCUACUGCAUACCACGGACUGUACGAUAUCGGCAGAUUUGCUAAGGGUGAAACUGUGCUCAUCCAUGCCGCCACCGGCGGAGUUGGUCAAGCUGCCGUCAUGUUGGCUCAACAUCGAGGUGCCGAGGUCUUCGUCACGGUCGGCACUGAGGCCAAACGCGAUUUCGUCAUAAAGGAGUUUGGCAUCCCGCAAGAUCACAUCUUUUCUAGUCGAGACGCUUCCUUCGGGCCUGCGAUUAUGAAAGCUACCAACGGCAACGGGGUUGAUGUGGUUCUCAACUCACUUUCGGGUCCCCUACUGCAGGAGACUUGGGACUGCAUGGCCCGAUUCGGGAGAUUUGUUGAGAUUGGCAAGCGAGACAUGGAGGCUGCUAAGCACCUGGACAUGAGCCCGCUACGCCGCGCUGUCUCUUUUGCUGCGGUUGAUCUUUUCCAGCUGGGCAAGUACAAGGGACUCGUUCUUCAAGACGUUCUUUUGGGUGUCAUGGCAAUGUUCGAGCGAGGAGAACUCCGAACUGUCGCGCCCGUGACUACUUACUCCAUCUCGGAUGUCGACAAGGCCUUCAGGUUCAUGCAGAGUGGCAAGCAUCUGGGCAAGAUCGUGGUGAAGCCUCAGCCAACCGACUUCGUGAAGGUUAUUCCUAAUCCCAAGCCUGCUCGCCUGUCUCCAACUGCAACUUACGUUAUUGUUGGCGGCAUGGGAGGCAUCGGCCAAUCCAUCGCUCUGUGGAUGGCGCGUAGUCUUGGAUGCAAGAAUCUCAUCAUUCUUUCUCGAAGCGCUCGGUCACAUCCAUCUUGCCAAACUCUCAUGGCGAACCUUCAAGCCGCUGGAUGCAAGACUCUCGUUGAGAACUGCGAUGUGUCCAAUGAGGCAAAUUUUAGGCGCGUUCUGGAACACGCGAGACAUAACCUCCCACCCGUUCGUGGCGUGAUUCAAGCUGCUAUGACCUUGAACGACUCCAUUUUCCCCAACAUGACUUACGACCAAUGGCUCGCGGCCACAGGGCCUAAGAUCGCGGCCACGUGGAACAUUCACAACAACCUUCCAGACCUUGACUUCUUCAUCAUGCUCUCAUCCUUGACAGGUCUCGGCGGUAACACCAGUCAAGCCAACUACUCGGCCGGCGGAACAUUCCAGGACGCCUUCGCGAAGUAUCGUACAUCCAAAUCCUUGCCAGCUGUGUCCAUUGACCUGGCGAGUAUUCAAGAGGUUGGCUUCGUCGCCAAUACUGAGGGUGUUGCGGAGCGUUUGACCAAGACUGGACUCGCCGACAUCGAUGAAGCGCAGAUGCUGAAGAUCAUUGAGACAGCCAUUCAGCGUCCUCACCGCCCUGUUGAUCUCAGUCAACUUAUUACAGGCAUCUUGGAGUUUGACGAGUCGUCGACCGUUGCUUGGGUCCAAGACAAGAGGUUCACCUCUGUGCAGGUCAACCACAACACCACGAGCGGCCCACGUGGCCGAGGUGACAACCAGGGUGCCACUUCUGCUCGGCUGUCUGAUUCCUUGCAGUCUGCACAAAACAGCACUAGUGCGGUGGUUCUCAUUUUGGAUGCCAUCAUCUCCAAGUUGGCGGAGAUGUUUGGCUUGGACGCUGCAGAGAUCGACAAAAAGCAUCCCGUGUCCAAGUACGGGGUUGACUCGCUGAUCGCCGUUGAACUCAGAAAUUGGCUGGUAUCCAGCGCAGGAGCUGAAACGACAAGCAUUUUUGACGUGCUGCACAGCCCAAGCUUGACUGUUCUAGCCGAGAAGAUCGGAGAGAAGAGCAGAUAUGUGUCAACGAUGGUUAAAGCUACAUAG